Saccoglossus kowalevskii is the source of this 1302-nucleotide messenger RNA. RefSeq names its product SRY (sex determining region Y)-box 1/2/3-like (gene sox1/2/3). Lineage: Eukaryota; Metazoa; Hemichordata; Enteropneusta; Harrimaniidae. Gene Ontology annotation, cellular component: nucleus. Gene Ontology annotation, biological process: positive regulation of transcription by RNA polymerase II; neuron differentiation; negative regulation of transcription by RNA polymerase II. The record is from RefSeq and is marked provisional. Gene Ontology annotation, molecular function: RNA polymerase II cis-regulatory region sequence-specific DNA binding; DNA-binding transcription activator activity, RNA polymerase II-specific.
UCUUUCUGUCGGAGUAGACGCUAGCUCGACUCGCUCUGCCUUCUUACAACAAACAUUAUCUGCUGUUCCAACCUCUUCUACAACACCAUUAUCUACGUGGUAGCAGCAACAUAUAUUAAUUGUAUACUAUGAUGGAACAAACGGACUUGAAGCAGGUUUCCAUGAUGGGCUCAGGUCAGAUUUGCAGUUCGAACCCGACUACUCCAACCUCCAGUUCCGCCAACAAAAUGCUGGGACCUGACCGUGUCAAACGUCCGAUGAAUGCCUUCAUGGUGUGGUCCCGUGGACAGCGACGUAAGAUGGCGCAGGAGAACCCCAAAAUGCAUAACUCUGAGAUUAGUAAACGACUUGGGGCCGAAUGGAAGUUGCUGUCGGAGGCUGAGAAGCGACCAUUUAUCGACGAGGCCAAGCGACUUCGGGCCGUACACAUGAAGGAACACCCCGAUUACAAAUACCGACCAAGACGCAAGACGACACUUAUGAAAGAUAAGUAUGGACUCCCCGGUAUGAUUUCACCCGGUGGUGGGGCUGUUCAACGGGCCGUCGAUGGUAUGCAGUAUCCACUCAAUGGUUACAUGAAUGGUGGCUACCCAAUGAUGCAACCAGACCAACUGUCAGCGCACACAUAUCAACCCCAUAGCCUCGCUAGCGCUCAAUCACAAAUGGCGCAGGCUAAUGGCGGACUUCACCCGCGCUAUGACAUGCCAAGUCAAAUUUACACACCUAUGUGUACAGCCGGCUCCUAUGUCAACCCGCCGACGAGUUACACUAUGACAGCACCUUACACAACACAACACAACCAAAUGCACCAGUCUCCGGCAGCGGUGGGAAUCUCCAAAUCAGAACCAAUGGUGAGUGCGGCGACGGCGGCAGCAGUAGCAGCGAACCGAGGAAGGAGCUGUCCGGGCGAUUUGAGAGAAAUGAUUUCCAUGUACCUACCGGGUGAUGCCAACGACCCAAAUGCUCGUCAACACAGCAAUGCCAUGGUGGCACACCAAGAACAAUAUUCACAGAAUCCGUCAGGAGUCGGGGUAAACGGUGUCUCUCACUACGACCACGAAUUAAAAUGAAGGGACACACAGUAUGAGGAUGAACGAACAGUCAAGCCCCCUGGAUGAGAGCGUAUAUAAAUGUAUGCAGUUGUUUACACUACGUGUUAACCCUUUGAACGCAAAAGUUUACUUUUGUUACUUUUUCGCAAAAUAAACCUGCAUAUAUUUUGUAAAUGAGCAAUAUUUGUAGAUAUUAACGGAAGUUUUUGUCUAAAAUUAACAAAAUAUACAUAACAAUGUGUAAAAUGAC